CAUACUGGAGUGAAACCAUGCAAAUGCAGCGUGUGUGGGAAAGUCUUCCUCCGUCAUUCAUUCCUGGACAGGCACAUGAGAGCUCAUGCUGGACACACAAGAUCCGAGUGUGGUGGGGAAUGGGGAGAGAAGCCCCGUAAACAGAAACAACGUGGGAAAGCCUCCGUCUCUCCCAGUAGUGGUGCACAGCGCACAGUAACACCAACUCAAAAGAGACCUUAUGAAUGCAGGGUAUGCGGGAAAGCCUUUAAUUCUCCUGAUUUAUUUCAAAUCCAUCAAAGAACUCACACUGGAAAGAGGUCCUAUAAAUGCAGGGAAAUAGUGAGAGCCUUCACCGUUUCCAGUUUCUUUCGAAAACAUGGCAAAAUGCAUACUGGAGCAAAACGCUAUGAAUGUAAAUACUGUGGAAAACCUAUCGAUUAUCCCAGUUUAUUUCAAAUUCAUGUUAGAACUCACACUGGAGAAAAACCUUACAAAUGUAAACAAUGUGGUAAAGCCUUCAUUUCCGCAGGUUACCUUCGGACACAUGAAAUCAGAUCGCACGCGCUGGAGAAACCCCACCAAUGUCAGGAAUGUGGGAAAAAAUUCAGUUGCUCCAGUUCCCUUCACAGACAUAAAAGAACCCAUGGUGGAGGGAAACUCUACAAAUGUCAGAAAUGUGCCAAAGUCUUUAGAUGCCCCACAUCCCUUCGAGAACAUGAAAGGGCGCACACUGGAGAAAGACCUUAUGAAUGUAAUAAAUGUGGUAAAACCUUCAAUUAUCCCAGUUGUUUUCGAAGACAUAAAAAAACUCAUAGUGGAGAAAAGCCAUAUGAAUGUAAAAGGUGUGGUAAAGCCUUUGGGUCGUGCAGUUCCCUACGAAGACAUGAAAUGAUUCACACUGGAGAAAAGCCCUUUGACUGUAAACAGUGUGGUAAAGUCUUUACUUUUUCAAAUUACCUUAGGCUUCAUGAAAGAACUCAUUUGGCUGGGCACAGGCCGUGCUUUGGCAGGAGGUAGGUGGAUCACCUGAGCCCAGGAGUUUGAGACCUCAGAUAUCCCAGUUCUAUUCAGAUAUCCCAGUUCUAUUCAGAGCCAUAAAAGGACUAAUACUGGAGAAAAAUUGUAGAAAUAUACAGAAUAUGGGGAAACUCUCAUCGCUAUCAUCUCCAUUCAAAGACACAUGUCAGUGCACAGUGGAGAUGGAUGAUACGAAUCGAAGAAUACACACUGGAUGGAAAUGUUAGGAGUUUGGAAAAUACAGGAAACUUCAAUUUUAACAAUUAUUAAAAUUCACAUGGGCUGUG
This is a messenger RNA of Macaca mulatta (Rhesus monkey), 1286 nucleotides long. NCBI's taxonomy places the organism in Eukaryota, Metazoa, Chordata, Mammalia, Primates, Cercopithecidae. The record is from RefSeq and is a predicted model, not a curated record.